AUGAAUUGCAUCUUAGCAAGAUUAAAUGCUUGCCUGAAGUCUCAGCUAAUGCUGAAGCACUCUUUCACAGUUGGACUAGGGGCCAGCAGAAUAGAAACACUUUCUCUCAAGGCAUGUCUCCAACAGAACUUUUCACCUUUGUUUUUAAGGCCUAGGACUUUCUCAUCAUUUCCAGUGUGUAUGAGCAAGACACAAUACUAUCAUACUUCCCCAUGCAGCUUUAAGAAGAAGCAGAAGGAAGAAGUGCUUCCAGCCAGGCCACCGAAAACUAUCACAUUCCUGCCUGACAGCCCAAAGCCAGCAUUAUACAUCUCUCUGGCCGGACUAAUCCCCUUCCUUGCUCCACCAUUGAUCAUGGUGAUGACAAAGACUUACAUCCCAGCAUUAGCUUUUACUCAGAUGGCUUAUGGAGCCAGUUACCUAUCUUUCUUGGGAGGGAUUAGAUGGGGUUUUGUUCUGCCAGAAGGUAGUCCAGCCAAACCAGAUUACCUCAAUUUAGCUAGUAGUACAGCUCCUGUCCUGUUUUCAUGGUUUGCCUUCCUUUUUUCCGAAAGGCUCAGUGAAGCUAUAGUCACAGUAAUAAUAGGUUUGGGGAUAGCAUUACAUAAUGAAUUUUUUCUUUUGCCAGAUUAUCCCAAAUGGUUCAAAGCCCUGAGGAUAGUAGCCACUUUGGUGGCCUUUUUAUCAUUUGUAAUCACUUUAUUACUUAAAAAUAUUUAUCCAGAGAAAGGACCACAGAGACCUGGUCAAGUAGAAUAA
Molecule: messenger RNA, 759 nt
Organism: Pipistrellus nathusii (Nathusius's pipistrelle)
Lineage: Eukaryota; Metazoa; Chordata; Mammalia; Chiroptera; Vespertilionidae
Source: the annotation of a GenBank genome assembly